Messenger RNA from Tremella mesenterica DSM 1558, 1167 nucleotides. RefSeq lists its product as uncharacterized. Gene Ontology annotation, cellular component: nucleus; fungal-type vacuole membrane; Gtr1-Gtr2 GTPase complex. Gene Ontology annotation, biological process: regulation of autophagy; cellular response to starvation; positive regulation of TOR signaling. The coding region runs from base 1 to 1167 and encodes 388 amino acids. NCBI's taxonomy places the organism in Eukaryota, Fungi, Basidiomycota, Tremellomycetes, Tremellales, Tremellaceae. The record is from RefSeq and is a predicted model, not a curated record. The transcript is spliced from 7 exons. Gene Ontology annotation, molecular function: GTPase activity; GTP binding.
AUGUCCAACCUACCAACAGCUGGUGAACCAUCACGACCCCGACAACAGAUCAAACCCAUGGAGGAUGAUCAAAAGCGGGUCAAGAUACUAGUACUAGGUUGGCGAAAAGCUGGAAAAUCAUCAUGCAUCAAGACAGUAUUUCAAAAAGUUCCAGUAAGAGACGUGGCUUAUUUCUCUGUAACGCAAAAAAUUGAGAAGAUCAACUAUGACUCCAUCAUACCUCUUCAAAUAUGGGAUACUCCGGCAAAUUUCGAUUUGGAUCAGUUGGACGUACCUAUAGGAUCUUUUGCCACGAUCAUAUUCGUUAUGGAUAUGCAACAGGACGAUUCAUAUCAUGAUGCUAUUUCCAAAUUUGUUGGGAUCAUGUUACGUGCUCAUCUCAUGGCACCCAAGAUAAAAUUUGUGGUUUUUAUACAUAAAGCGGAGGUCUUAUCAGAAGAGUAUAGGGCUGAAAAUUAUGGAGAAAUCCAACGUACUACAGUGGACAAUCUUGAUUACUUCGAUUACCCCUCUCUUCAACACUUAGCUACUCAUCUUGACCUUUCCGACCCACACGUAUGUCAAGGUAUAGGUGAUCAACUCACCACCGCUCAAGUCCGAUUUGAUAUGACUUCGGUACAUGAUGCAUCUUUACGAGACGCUUGGAGUAAAGUGAUACAAGGUAUAAUGGAUAUUUUACCAGAUGUGGAAUCUCUCAUGAUGCAUUUCACGGAGUCAUCUGGAAUGGACAAUUCCUUUUUGUUCGACAUAAAUUCAGGUGUCAUAGUAGGCGCCGAUAAUAGACAACGGAACGAUGCGACUCUUGAACAAGUGACAGAGUACUUAUCACGUUUUCUUCAGUUCCGAGAGCUAUAUAAGAACCUCAAGAUGCAGCCAGAAGAACACGAAAGUAAUGGUGUAGCAACCGAAGUUGAUAAUCAGGAAGAGGAAGAAGAGCCUUCGGACGAGCCAUCAGGUUGGUGGGACGAAGAAGAUCCAUCGAAACCUUGGAUGUUUCAGUCCACUCGAUUGUUACCGAAGACCACGAUCACUUUAUGGCAAUUCACACCUCACCUAGCAUUAGUCGCUUUGCUUCAGACUGACGUUUGGCAAGCCAGGAGAGGAAUGAUAGAGUACAAUCUCACAUUUCUCCGACAGGGUAUUCGAGGUAUACUUAUGGAGAUGUGA